Messenger RNA from Galeopterus variegatus (Sunda flying lemur), 2801 nucleotides. It is a transcript of the gene DDX59, whose product is annotated as DEAD (Asp-Glu-Ala-Asp) box polypeptide 59. Gene Ontology annotation, molecular function: RNA helicase activity; ATP binding; nucleic acid binding. The transcript is spliced from 7 exons. The record is from RefSeq and is a predicted model, not a curated record. The coding region runs from base 650 to 2509 and encodes 619 amino acids. Lineage: Eukaryota; Metazoa; Chordata; Mammalia; Dermoptera; Cynocephalidae.
AAUAUGUAUAUAUGGGUGUGUACAUACGAGAGUACUUCAGAGAAUUAAUGGAAGGAUAAAUAGUAUCUCUUAAUUCUAUUUUCCCACGAACCUUUUGAAGCACACACACAGGUAUAUGGUAGGACUAACUUACUUUGCAUGGUUUUUGUGAAGAUUAGGUGGAGCAUUAAGCACUGUGUUUGGCAUAUAGAAAGCACUAAAUAAGGGUUACUUAUACAAAAAUAGCAUUUUUCUCUGUGGUUUGUGGUUUUGAUUUUAAAAAUUCUAACAGUGAAGUAUCCUUUCUGUUUUGCUUUUGUGUGUGUGUGUGUGAAAAUACAGUUAUUGCAGAAUUUCUUUACUAUCGGCUACUUCAAAGUGCAAGUUGUCAGUAAGCAGACACAAACCGUGCGCACAAGGCUGUGUUGCGUGGUGUGCAGUGUCUCACCGCUUGUGGGUAUGUGGAAGAGGACUCUGGCUUUUCACAAGAGGAAACUGGUGAACGGAAGAAAAGCUUAGUAUUAAGCAGCGCCAUGAUGUCUUCACUGUUCCUUUGAGGCAAAGCCGAGUGACACUGGGCUGACUCUAGAAUAAUCCUAUAGUACCUUCUGUGUGGACUUCAUUGAGGGUAGAAUCUCAUUAUAUAAUUUCCUCAACAGGAUGUUGGAGGAUGUUUGUUCCAAGAUCUCUAAAAAUGAAGAGGAAUGCUAAUGAUGAUAGCAAAAGUUGUGUGGCUAAGAAAAUUAAACCGGAAGCAGAAGACCUGCAGUUGGAUCAAGGCAGAGUUGUUUCAGCUGAGGAUUUAGUUACAAAAGCAGCCGCAACACCAGACAGGCCCAGCGAAUCUUGCCCCAUUCCCAGUCCAGCUGGCCACUUGGCCGACAUUUGUUUGGUAGGACUUGAGCAGCAUGCAAAGGACAGUCAUCCUUCUGAAGAGCCUGUGAAGUCAUUUUCCAAAACACAGCGCUGGGCAGAACCUGGGGAGCCUGUCUGUGUUGUCUGUGGUCGUUACGGAGAGUAUAUCUGUGAUAAGACAGAUGAGGAUGUGUGUAGCUUGGAGUGUAAAGCGAAACAUCUUCUACAAGUUCAGGAAAAGGAAGAAAAACUAAAACUCAGCAGUCCACAGAGAGCUGAUCCUGAGCCAGAGUCUGCACUGAAUGCCUUUUAUGUCUACAAAGAGCACCCCUUUAUUUUGAACCUUCAGGAGAACCAGGUUGAAAAUCUGAAACAGCAGCUAGGAAUUUUAGUUCAAGGGCAAGAAGUCACCAGGCCUAUCAUUGACUUUGAACACUGUGGGUUCCCGGAGGCCUUAAAUCACAACCUGAAGAAAUCAGGCUAUGAAGUGCCAACCCCCAUCCAAAUGCAGAUGAUUCCUGUGGGACUCCUGGGAAGAGACAUUCUGGCCAGUGCGGACACUGGCUCAGGAAAAACAGCUGCUUUUCUUCUUCCUGUUAUCAUCCGAGCUUUAUUUGAGAGCCAAGCUCCAUCUGCUCUCGUUCUUACUCCAACAAGAGAGUUAGCUGUUCAGAUAGAGAGACAAGCUAAAGAGCUGAUGAGUGGCCUUCCACGCAUGAAGACCGUGCUGCUCGUAGGGGGCUUACCCUUGCCCCCACAGCUUCACCGUCUGCGACAGCAUGUGAAGGUUAUCAUAGCAACCCCUGGGCGACUUCUGGAUAUAAUAAAACAGAGCUCUGUAGAACUCAGUGGUAUAAAAAUUGUAGUAGUAGAUGAAGCUGAUACCAUGUUAAAGAUGGGCUUUCAACAGCAAGUGCUUGACAUUUUGGAAAAUGUUCCUGAUGAUUGUCAGACCAUUUUGGUUUCAGCUACAAUUCCAACUAGCAUAGAACAACUAACAAGCCAGCUUCUGGAUAAUCCUGUGAGAAUUAUCACUGGAGAAAAGAACCUACCUUGUUCCAGUGUGCGUCAGAUUAUUUUGUGGGUGGAAGACCCAGCCAAAAAGAAAAAAUUAUUUGAAAUCUUAAAUGAUAAGAAACUCUUUAAGCCUCCAGUGUUAGUAUUUGUGGACUGCAAACUAGGAGCAGAUCUGUUGAGUGAGGCCGUUCAGAAAAUCACGGGUUUAAAAAGCACAUCUGUACAUUCAGAGAAGUCACAAACAGAAAGGAAAAACAUACUGAAGGGAUUACUGGAAGGAGACUAUGAUGUUGUAGUGAGCACGGGAGUCCUGGGACGAGGCCUAGACUUGAUCAGUGUCAAGCUGGUUGUCAAUUUUGAUAUGCCUUCCAGUAUGGAUGAGUACGUGCACCAGGUUGGAAGAGUGGGGAGAUUGGGCCAAAAUGGAACAGCGAUUACUUUCAUCAAUAACAAUUCAAAAAGACUCUUCUGGGAUAUCGCAAAAAGAGUAAAACCCACAGGAUCCAUUCUUCCCCCACAGUUAUUAAAUUCCCCUUAUCUUCAUGACCAGAAAAGAAAGGAACAACAGAAAGAUAAACAGACACAGAAUGAUCUGGUUACAGGAGCUAAUCUUAUGGACAUUAUUAGAAAACAUGAUAAAAGUAAUUCUAAAAAAUGAUUUGUUAUGCCACUUGGAAUAAUUUUUUAUUUUGUAUUAUUGGCAAAAUUUCUGUAAAUUGUUACUGUAUGGUUUGAGUAAGUAGAAGUGUACAUGAAACAAAUCUUUAAGAUAUGAUUUUUUAAAACUUAAAAUUUGUACAGCAAUAUUGUAUUUAUUUCCCUACUCAAUUCUUAUAAAUUGUCAGAACUAAUUUUGAAAGGUAAAUGUGAAAUGUCUAUUUAUAUUCUCAGUUGUUUUCCCUUCAGCUUGGCUGACAGUAUAAAAAUAAAGUCAACUUAUGUUAAUGUUG